Penicillium cataractarum is the source of this 2289-nucleotide messenger RNA. RefSeq lists its product as uncharacterized. The record is from RefSeq and is a predicted model, not a curated record. Lineage: Eukaryota; Fungi; Ascomycota; Eurotiomycetes; Eurotiales; Aspergillaceae. The coding region runs from base 1 to 2289 and encodes 762 amino acids. Gene Ontology annotation, molecular function: protein binding. The transcript has 5 exons.
AUGACCUCGGAUUCGACCGUACAUCGCCCGACCGAGUCUCUCAUUCUCCCCACUAAACGACGAUUCUUCCCUUUCCGCAUUCCUAACUUCCACACGCAACUACGCCACUACAUCAGCACCGCCGAUCCAGAUCGCAUCUAUGUCGUAGUCGAAAGAGUCGUCUAUGCGAUCCAUAUCGCUGCACACAAGAGGGAGAGCAUAGCUGUCAUUCCCUUCGAGCCACGAUGCUUGGCGGCUGGAUAUGGGUGGAUCGCUGUGGGGGGCCCCGAGAAUGGUGAAUGCGCCUUUAUCAGAACCGAUGAGAGAGGGCUACAAUUGCACGGCGAGCCGUCCUCCCACCAUCCAUCAGACGUGGACAGUGCGCUUCCACUCGACCUGGAGCCACCGUCGGGACUGCUGUCUCCAGACACUACGACCGGGGGGACGGCAUCAUCGCGCCGUUCACCUCGGCGGAUGAUGCCGGAGUUUGAGCUGCACAAAUUCGGAGGCAGUAUUGUCAACUCGGUGACGAUUCAUCAUUUCCCGGGAGAUCGUGAGGGUAUCUCAGAUGAAGAUGUCAUGGUCCUCAGCAACAACGAUCGAACCGUCACCGUCUACUCGUUGACCCGUGCAAAGGUAUUGAAGGUCCUCCAUCAUCCGACUUGCAUGAACUAUGCCAUCAUUUCGCCCGACCAUACAAUCCUCGCUGCUGUCGGCGACGAGAACCGUGCUUAUUUCUACGAUGUAACUCGUGACUGGGAAUCGGUGGUGACCGUCGAAUCAGGUGGAAAGGUUGGGGGUUGGGAGUGGGAGCUGUUGCGCUGCAUUGAAAUGGAUAUCGGAUCGCGGUCGGACGAUGCCUGCUGCUUUACCAUUGCGUUUUCUCCAUCCAGUCAUCUAUGUGCGAUCGGAUCUCAGUCUGGAAUCAUUACUGUACUAGACAUGGACUGCGUUCGUGAGCUGGACAACGAGGAACCUGUGAUCAGCCAAUUUACAGCUUCCAGAUCCUGUACCGAGGGUGGUGCAGUACGAUGCAUGACUUUCUCUCCCGAGCCCUGGGAUCUUUUGGUCUGGUUGGAAGGUCAUGGCAGAGCCGGAGUUGCAGAUGUUCGCCAGUCAUUCCUGCGGAGGCAAAUCCUGUACUUGAAUGCCGAUGACCCCCAGUUGCAAGAGGUUCGUACCGUGCCUCUGGCAACCAGCUUUGAUGAUGGCCUUUCAGAUGACGAGUUGGAGAUCACAUCGCGACUGGGAUUGGACGCCGAAGAUCUCGCAUAUAUUCGAGAAGGGGAAGGAAUAGGGCGUCUUCCGUCGCGCGAGAGCUUGCUUCAUGACCUGACAGCUCGCGAGCGAUUGAUCAUGCAAUUCCUCAACACUGCUCGCUGGAACGCAAGAGAGGAAAUGGGUCUGACCGAGCGGCCAGAACCGCCGGCAAGAGCAAGCCAUCCACACCAUGCAGCUCAUAGCCGCCAUCACAGUAACACGGAGGAGCUCGGUUAUGGAUACAGAUACAUGUCUCCAACAACCCUCUCCGAGUCCCCUGAGACCACCCUUGACAGUCAUACAGGCCGACCCAGUGCUACUCACCUUUCGCCCCGCAGUGGGCGCCGGAGUUCGGUGGUGCUGUCACAAAGUAGUCGGCCGCCUGAAUCGGAUUCUUCGAACCAUGACCGCCAGCCCAAUGCCACUUCCAGCUGGACAUCGAGCUCACGCUCGGAGCUUUCUUCAGAGUUGAUAAACCGGUUCAACACUGACCCCGAAUACAUUCUACAAGUGCAAGAAAUGGAAGCCCGUAUGGCUCCUCCGCAGCCCCCAGAGCCAAUCACUCCAGCCAGCCUUGAUCCCCGACGUUCGAGACCCGCACGCUCGAGCUCUAUUCCUCGACGUGUAGACCGACCGCAGUCCGGACAGCCCGGCUCAGAAAGAAGACACGACCCUUCGCGACUCUCCAACUAUGAGAUUAGAGCCAAUGUUGCGGCAGAGCGAUUGCGACGCCAACGUCAAAUUGCCAAUGAGGUGCACAAUCGCUCGAUUGCCGAACGAGGACACAGAGGGCAGCAAGAGCAGCGAGCUCGUCAGCAAAUGCUUGGCUUUGAACAGACCCAUUCCCCUCGAUGGAUUCGCAAUAUUAUCAAUGACCUUCCUGAUCGGAGCUUCAUUCAUGGCCCUGGAGCCGAAGAGCCAGACGCCACAGCUGGAGUCGGCUGGGGCGCCGAUGGAAGAACAUUAUACAUUGCAACCCUGGAAGGAAUCUUUGAGUUCCAACUAAACGUCCACGACCGCAAAACCUUCCCCAUCUUUUCAUACCGCUAA